AUGUUGCACUCGAGCCUGCAGGCAUUGCGGAAAAACCACCAACAAAGUGCAAAACACAGCGACAGUCCGUAUCCCGGACUCCCAGGCUACGACCCCAGAUCUCCGGUCUCUUCCAUGAUCAUUAUUGCCCCGGGCAUCUCGCGUGUGGUAUCGGGUUACCAACACGACUACAUAUCCGAGUUCUUACGGGAAGUUGAUCUCUAG
Molecule: messenger RNA, 204 nt
Organism: Penicillium coprophilum
Lineage: Eukaryota; Fungi; Ascomycota; Eurotiomycetes; Eurotiales; Aspergillaceae
Exons: 2
Coding region: 1-204 (67 amino acids)
Source: RefSeq, a predicted model, not a curated record